AUGGAACCAAUAAAAUUUUUAACGGAAAUCGUUUUAAAGGUUGUUGAAUUCCUCGCAGAUGAUAUUACAACUUUACAUUCAUGCAUUUUAGUAAAUAGGGAAUGGUGUAAGAUUACUAUUCCAAUUUUAUGGAGUAAUACGUUUAGACAAAUCAAACCUUAUAAUAACGUAUAUUCUCCUGAAGAAAAUCAGAUCAUCUCCACUUAUAUAAUGGAACUUUCCGACAAAUCAAUCGAUUUGUUAAACGGUUAUGGAAUUAGAUUUCCGGCGACGUUAACUCAACAAAAGAUGUUAUUUGACUAUUCAAAAUUUUUACGACAUUUGGAUAUGUAUCGUUUAAAAAUGUUCGUCAGAUCUUGGCUCUACUUUACAACAAGGGACACAAUAAGACGUUAUACGUCCGAUCAGAUUCAGAAAAUGUCUAUUGUUUUAUUAAAUCAUUUCCUACGACAAACUCCGUAUUUAAUUUCUUUGAAAUUUACGAAUUCAGAUACGACGGAACCUAUCAUUACGGCCUUACAAGAUAUACCCGAGGCGAGAAGUUGUUUAUCAAAAUUGAAAAAUCUUAAGCAAUAUUAUUGUACACAUCCGGCCAAGACUGCUUUAUUUUCACAAUUAGCAAAGUAUUCAUUGAAUAUCGAAUACCUGGAUAUAGCGAUUGAUUCACAAAUAUCAGAAUUGUUAACGUUAAUAUUCGCUCAAAGAAAUUUAAAAAGAUUAUCGAUUCGUUAUAAAGGCGCUAUCUUAUCAAAUGUUGAACUUUGGGCCAAUGAUGAAACGGGUCCCGUAAUGCCACAACGAGAAAUUUUAAUAACUCAUCUGAAAUUGGAAACCGUUAAUUUUCCUUUAUUAGCCCUUUAUAAAUUCGAAAACUUAAUAGAACUAGAUUUAAAAACUUGUGGUUAUCAAGGAUAUAGUAAAGAUGAUUUAAAUCAUUUCUCAAAAGCUUCAUUUAAACAUUUAGAAAUAUUUUCUUUUGAAAGUAAAUAUCCCAUCUAUUUAGAAUCUUUUGCCGGGUUAAUAAGAAGUUCGGGGGAAAAUUUAAAAUCUUUAACAUUACAUGGGUGUCAGAUAGAAGAUCCGGAGAACGCUCAAAAGCUUCUCGUCUCAUUGGCGAAUUAUUCACCAAAUAUAAUGUUUUAUGAUGGACCUAUAUUAGAGGAUAAUAUUUGUGAACUAGAAUCAAUGUUGGAUAAUU
Funneliformis caledonium is the source of this 1198-nucleotide messenger RNA. The record is from the annotation of a GenBank genome assembly. NCBI's taxonomy places the organism in Eukaryota, Fungi, Glomeromycota, Glomeromycetes, Glomerales, Glomeraceae.